Molecule: messenger RNA, 1305 nt
Organism: Exserohilum turcica Et28A
Lineage: Eukaryota; Fungi; Ascomycota; Dothideomycetes; Pleosporales; Pleosporaceae
Exons: 3
Coding region: 1-1305 (434 amino acids)
Source: RefSeq, a predicted model, not a curated record
AUGGAUGCGUCGCCCGCGCCCCCAGCGUCUCCCGCGCCCCCAAAGUCGCCCGCCGCCAAUGCGACCAGCCCGCUGCUGCCCCUGCCAAACGACGCACGACCGGCGCUCGAGGAAACACGGCGACCGUCGACGAUACAGUUUCUGGCACACAGGAACGCCUCGCUGCCCAGAGGCACGCCGCGCCCCCGCGAGCGCCGCCGCCUGUCGUCACCGCCGCCGCCACCCGUCUUCCAGAACCGCGUAUCCUUUGACACGUUCGACAAGCCCGCCGACUUCAUAGAGGAGAGCUCCUUCACCCUCAUCGCCAAGCACAAAGACUACGAGUACACGAAGCGCUCGCGGACGUUCCUAUGCGGCUUCGACGAGAACGAGUACUCGGUCUAUGCCCUGCAGUGGCUCAUCAACGAGCUGGUCGACGACGGCGACGAGAUUGUCUGUCUGCGGGUGGUGGAAAAAGAAGAUGCCAUCGCCGGCGACCGCAGCGUUGAAAGCGGGCGCUAUCGCGUCGAGGCCGAGAACGCAAUGUCCGACAUACAGAGCCGGAACCACGACAACAAGGCCAUCAACCUGAUACUGGAAUUCUCGAUUGGCAAGGUCAACAAGGUUAUUGACGACAUGAUCAACCUCUACGAGCCUGCCAUCCUGGUAGUGGGCACAAGAGGCAAAAGCCUGGGGGGAUUCCAGGGGCUGCUGCCGGGCAGUGUGUCCAAGUACUGUCUGCAGCACUCGCCCGUUCCCGUCAUUGUCGUCCGUCCCACAUCCAAGCGCGACAAGGCCAAGAGCAAGCGCACAAACGACCCGGACCGGCAGGGCUACCGCGAGCUUCUUGCCAAGAGCGAACGGCUGCCAGACUACGACAGCCCCCGCAACCGCUUCUUUGCCAACGAAGACGAGGCGGCGGCAGUGGCCAGAGCAAUCGCCGCGCCCAAGCCUGCUGUGGAAACGAUACAUCCCUUGGCCCAGGUCGAGCGUGCUCAGGACAGCAGUGGCGACGAGCUGGAGACGGGAGAUAGCAGCACAAUGGUUGGCGACGACCCACGGAGUCCGGGGCCCAUGAUGAAGAGCCCGCAUCUGCAGAACCUCGACAGCCCCGAGCUCAGCAGCCAGUCGAGCAGCGACGACGAAGACGAGCAGGCGGGCGUGUCAAGCAGCACAGAAAGCCGUGGCGCAGAUGCAGCGGCGCAGGAGGCAGCGCAGGCGGAUGCCGCAAAGGAUGUCUCAAAGGAUGCCACACAGGACGCCACACAGGACGCCGCAAGGGAUGCAGCGGCGGCAGCGGCGAGCAAAGGUGCGCAACAAACAUAG